Messenger RNA from Ilyonectria robusta, 525 nucleotides. RefSeq lists its product as uncharacterized. The transcript is spliced from 2 exons. Bases 1 to 480 code for a protein of 159 amino acids. The record is from RefSeq and is a predicted model, not a curated record. Lineage: Eukaryota; Fungi; Ascomycota; Sordariomycetes; Hypocreales; Nectriaceae.
AUGCCAACAUCAGUCGACUUCUACUACGGAGAGCUUGCUCCAACAUCGAAGCCCACAUCCAUCCCCAUCACAGCCCACAAAUUUCUCGGGUGCGUCCCAACCAGUCCCUGCACAAUCCCGCGGACGUGCAUCGCGGGUGCGGCGCAAGACGGGACACACAACGGACAACGGACGAACAUGGAUCAUUGGAUCACCACUGCACAACACUGGCAUUUGGGCACAGUCAGCCAGCACAGACACGCACGGAAGACGAUCAGCAGUGCAUCCCUCCCCUUUCCCCCCAGGAUGCUGAUCAGAGGGCCGCCAACGACGGUCCUACCAAGUCGACCCAGUGACCGUUGGACCGAAGUCCCCAUUUCGCACUCCGGAACUUCUUAUACGGAGCCCGAAUCCGCCGGCCGGGUGUGGGCUUGGCCGCCUUGCAGUUGGCGCGGAUUUACCCCUGACUUGUUUAGUACUGCCACUACUCCGGCUGCGUAGGUUGGUCUACAUCGUAAUGGCUAUUAGUAUGUGUGUACUACCUGC